Molecule: messenger RNA, 682 nt
Organism: Arachis duranensis
Lineage: Eukaryota; Viridiplantae; Streptophyta; Magnoliopsida; Fabales; Fabaceae
Product: protein TRM32-like
Exons: 2
Coding region: 95-682 (195 amino acids)
Source: RefSeq, a predicted model, not a curated record
UGGGGAACUCGAAGAUGAUGUAUCAUCGGAUACACAUGAGCUAGCUUUAGAAGAUGGAAGUUUUCUCCAAGAACAACUACAAGUGCAAAUAAGUAUGGCCAAGGAGGCAAUAGCAACACUUGAAGCCAGUGAUGUAGAAGCAGGUAGAGAACUAAAUACAAGGAGCUCUAGCAUGAAUGAAUUGGAGAUUGAAUUACCAAAUAACACAAAUGCAAUAGCAGAAAGCAGAGGAAUUAAAUCAGAUAAUGAAGACAUUGAUUCCAAUUUCAAAUAUGUGAAACAUGUUCUUGAGUAUCUAGGCCUCAUGGGAAAUGAGGAGAACAUUGUUCAACCAAUUAAGCCAUCCUUGCUCAUGGAUUUUGAUACAUCUUGGUUCCAUGAAAUUGAAUCCAACGGAGAAGAUAGUGCCAAAUCCAACCAUCAUCAUCAUCACCUUCUUCUUUCUAACAUAGUAAAAGAGGUGCUGCUCCAAAUAUAUGAGACAUCAUCAUCAACUAACACCACAAUAAUGCAUAAGGGGCAACAACAUCUUCUUAAUGAAGUAUGGAUUAGAGUUAACUUAUACCUGAGAUUGAGGCCAGAGCUAGAUCAGACAUUAGAUGAUGUUGUUGGUGGAGAUUUGGCCAAAAACAAUGGCUGGAUGAUCCUCAAGCAUGAAGAGGAGUGUGCAGCACUUGACUAG